AUACAGUACAGUAGGCUACUUCAGUAGGCUACACUCAAGCAGGGAUGGUCGGGCUCUACUCUACUAAAGUCGGCCUACAGUAGUAGAGUACAGAAAGGGGAGGGGGCGUACCCUUAAGUAAACAAGCGACGCCUUUAGCUUUGGACGUGCAGGAAUAUAGAGGGAAGUUGAAUGCCGUGAGAGAGAGCGAGGUUAUAGUUGUGUUGGUGCAGCAGUACAUAUCGGGGAAGAAACGCGGAUAGUGCUAGUUACAGCAGUAAACGGCACUAGCAGUGAUUUAUUUAUUUUGAGCUCUCUCUCUCUCUCUCUCUCUCUCUCUCUCUCUCUCUCUCUCUCUCUCUCUCUCUCUCUCUCUCUCUCUCUCUCUCUCUCUCUCUCUCUCUCUCUCUCUCUCUCUCUCUCUCUCUCUCUCUCUCUCUCUCUCUCUCUCUCUCUCUCUCUCUCUCCCGCUCUCUGUCCCUCCUCGUUCCCUCUCUCCCCCCAUCGUCUGGAAAAGGAGACGGGCUGAUGGAUCUGCAGGCAGCAGCAGCUACAUUACUUCUACUAGUGUGCAGGGCAAACUGUUUGUCCGUGACCAUCCUGAACCCCGAUCCCUCCCAUGUGAUCCGGGGCUCCAACCUGGUCCUCCGUGCCCGCAUCGACCACGGGCCCCUGGAGACGGUUGCCACGGUGACCUGGGAGCGGGAGCCGGAGACGGGGGACGCCAAGGGUAGAGAGGUGCUGGCCUCCUGCUCCCCGGGGGGGCCGGCGUGCCCUGGUCACAUGACCCUCGACGGGCAGCUUACGUCGCUGAGCGUCAACUCGUUCAGCGGAGACGACGGAGGGAUUUACUCGCUGACGGUGUCCGACCAGACGGGGCUUCCCUCCAGGGCCUACUGCGUCGUCCGCGAAUAUGAGCCGGUGCAUCACGUGUCCGUGGGCGUCAACGACUCCCACUCGUCGCUGGUCUGCACAGAGGCCUGGGGCACCGACCCCACCUUCAGCUGGCUCCACGACAGGGCCGCCGUGACCGCCGCGCUGGGCCGCGUCUCCCCCGACGGCAAGACGCUGGCGGUCAGCCACUCACCGCUCUGCGGCCACUUCACCUGCGUGGUCAGCAACAAGCUGGGCUACAGCUCGGCGACGUACACCGCAGCUCCUUGCGAGGCCGUGGAGUCUAGUGGUGUCGCGAUAGCGGUGGUGUGCGUCGUGAUGCUGCUGCUGCUGGCUAUGGGGAUGGCAGCUCUCAUGUGGUGGAGGCGGCGACUACUACGAAGCAGAGGAGAAUGUCUGCACAACCUGCUGGAAACCUGACCCCUAGAGUCACCCGCCCAUACAGGAAGUGGCCUGACCACUAGGGGUGGACUUCCUGUCCAUUCAGUGCUUUGGACAAUGUAUGAAGUGUGAACGGAUUCUAACGAUGGACUUAUUCAUUUUUAUACUUCACAAACACGACUAACCCUUUAUUCCAAUCAGAACUAAUUUUGUAACGCAUUUUUUUUUACAUGGUAUUGGUCUAAUGGGAGGCAGAAUAAAGCCCUGCAAUGUGACUCCCUCACCGAAGCAGCUUAUUUUUGGCAAUCAAAGAUAAGAAUAAUGAAGUGUAAUAGCUUAGUGGGAUGCUUCUAAUUGGAAAACAAGUCCAUAUUUUCGUAAAUCCCCUCCAAGCCCUUUGUUUCCCAUGUCCUUCUCUACACUUACGAUUCACGUGUUCAAGUGUUUCGGAGAUGAGACCGUCCAACAGUAAAGUUGACAGACUCUAAAUGGAACCUGGGUGUAGCGGGAGAUUGACGACAGGCAGGAGGCAGUAAGGGGAGAGUUCAUGUUGAGGACGGGGGGUACGACGGCAACGGUUACCAUCUGUCAUUCUGCCACAUCAGGGACUCAAUGCCAGAGAUCAGAUCUGCUCUGCGCUGUUAUUCUGAAAUCGACUCUUGGAGGAAGUAAGAGCCGAUAAAAGCAACUGGCCCUGCAGAGCUCAAAACAGACGGACGGAACAAUUAAAGACCGUAGUUGUUCCCUUGUGGACGGUGGAGCCGGAUAACGUUUAACCUGUACCUGCUGUUUAUAAACCACACUAUUAACACUUUACUAAAAUCCUGAUUCUACAAAAUAAAAACAAUUCAGUAAGACUCAAACUCUCA
Gadus morhua (Atlantic cod) is the source of this 2123-nucleotide messenger RNA. RefSeq lists its product as uncharacterized. Lineage: Eukaryota; Metazoa; Chordata; Actinopteri; Gadiformes; Gadidae. The coding region runs from base 508 to 1293 and encodes 261 amino acids. The record is from RefSeq and is a predicted model, not a curated record. The transcript is spliced from 6 exons.